Paramecium pentaurelia is the source of this 1237-nucleotide messenger RNA. Lineage: Eukaryota; Ciliophora; Oligohymenophorea; Peniculida; Parameciidae. The record is from the annotation of a GenBank genome assembly.
AUGAUUGGAAUAUCAUUCUAAUCUUAGUAAUAUUAUGAUUAUUAAGACUUAAAAUCAUUAUAAGAUAUUCUAAAAAUUGAUUCAAUAGGAUCUAAUAAUAUUUAUGAAGAUGAAUAAAUAAUUGAAUAUCAAAUUGAUCGAUCAAAAUGUUUAAGAUUGAGUGAUCUCAUUUAUUUAAUUGUAAAUUAACUUUAUUAUAUUUUAUUAGAAUCAAAAGUAUAUUAAAUUGUAUUUAGGAUAACUAUUAACUUUAUUUAAUAAUUUAUUAGAAAAAGUCAUUUAAUUAUAAAUUGAAUAUAAAAUUAAUCAUUAAUAUAUUGAUGACAAUAGAAUUUGGUUGAUAUUUCAAGAUUCAAAUUAAUGUGUAAAUAUAGAUUAUACUUAUAUAAAUUAUACAAUUGCAUUUACAGGAUAUUAAUGUUAAUUAUAUGAAUAAGGUUAAGAUUUAAUUAUACCAGCAGAUUAGAAAAUAUAAUAGAUUAUUAAGGAUAUUUUAAAUAAUUUUAAGAAUAACAAAAUAUAUAUUAAUGAUUCUUAAAAAGAUAAAAUUAUUAAAUACAUUUAUGAUCCAAUAAUAACAGAAUGUAAUAAAUAAAAUAUAUAAAAUACUUUAAAAUUACUAUUAAAUAUUUUAAAAUAAUUUAAGUUUAAUUAAGAACAAUAAACUAUUGAAUUAGAUUAAAAUAUAAUUUAAAAAAUAGAUACAAGAAUGAUUAAAAAAGGAACAGUUAAUGAAUAUUGGAAAGAACUCAUUUAAAAUAUAAAAGGUGAAAGCUCAUUUAUUAUAGAAAAUGUUAUAAUUUCAAAGAUAAAACAUUUAAUAUUUUUUUUUGAAUAUAAAAGAUCUUCUUCGAUCAAUGAUGAUAAAGAAAUGGAAGUAGUGAAGUAAUUGAAAUCAUUUUAAGAUAAAUAUAAAAAAAUAUUUGAGAAAAAAGCAUAAAAUAUAAUUUAAUAAUAAUUUGAAAAUACUUUAAAUAAAUAAAUGGAAAAUUAUAAAUUUGAUAUUGAUGAAGAAGAAAAAACAAACAUAUUAAACAGUUUAUUAAACAGAAUUUUAAAUAUGAAAUUGAAUAAAUACUUUUAGAAUUCUCCACAUUAUUUAUUAAAAACAGAUUCAAAUCAAAUUCUAUAAUAUUAAUUAAAUUUAAUUACUAAAUUAUCAUAACCUAUAAUCAUAGAAGAAGUCGAACUAUUAAUUGAUUUCAAAAUAUUGACCUUGAUUAAUGAGUUAAUUUGA